This is a messenger RNA of Hordeum vulgare subsp. vulgare (domesticated barley), 2066 nucleotides long. RefSeq names its product pyridoxine/pyridoxamine 5'-phosphate oxidase 1, chloroplastic. Gene Ontology annotation, molecular function: NAD(P)HX epimerase activity; pyridoxamine phosphate oxidase activity; FMN binding. Gene Ontology annotation, cellular component: mitochondrion. The record is from RefSeq and is a predicted model, not a curated record. NCBI's taxonomy places the organism in Eukaryota, Viridiplantae, Streptophyta, Magnoliopsida, Poales, Poaceae. Gene Ontology annotation, biological process: pyridoxine biosynthetic process. Bases 71 to 1735 code for a protein of 554 amino acids. The transcript has 13 exons.
ACAGACACACCAGCCGGCUGAGCCAGUCACCGCGGUGCGAGCGCCCAGUCCCCGGCGCCGCCAGCGCUCGAUGCUGACCGCCGCGUGCAAACUCCGCAGCAAAUCCGGCCUCGCCAGCACCACCCGUGUUAUGCCAUUCUUCCUCUCCACCUUCCCCGUCCCCGCCACCGCCAACGCCACCGCCGCUCCGCUCUGUCCUCCUCCGUCUCCAUACCCUAGCCCCCACUUCCUCCUCCCUUCCCCGCCCCGCCGGGGCCUCGCCUUCCUCGCCGCCGCUGCGCCGGCGCGGACCCGGUCCCCCACGCCCAGGCAGGCCAUGGCGUCGCUGGCGACAUCGACGGCGGCCGCUGCCGCCGCGGAGGUGACGCACCUCUCGCAGCGCGACGCCGCGGAUAUCGACGAGCAACUUAUGGGCCCCCUCGGGUUCAGCGUCGACCAGCUCAUGGAGCUCGCCGGGCUAAGCGUCGCUACGGCCGUUGCCGAGGUUUAUAAGUUGAGCGAACAUACGAGGGUUCUUAUCAUCUGUGGUCCGGGAAAUAAUGGUGGUGAUGGUCUGGUUGCUGCUCGGCAUCUUUAUCAUUUCGGAUACAAGCCCUUUGUUUGUUAUCCAAAACGUACGGCCAAACCUCUGUAUGCUGGCCUUGUUACUCAGCUUGAAUCACUGGCUAUCCCGUUUGUGCCUGUUGAAGACCUACCUCAGGACUUAUCAGGGCAGUACGACAUUGUUAUUGAUGCGAUGUUUGGUUUCUCAUUUCAUGGAACACCCCGACCACCCUUUGAUGAUCUUAUCCAAAUGCUUGUUUCAUUGAGUGUUGUUGGUGAUUCAGCUAAAAGACCACCAAUUGUUUCUGUUGAUAUCCCUUCUGGGUGGCAUGUAGAAGAGGGAGAUGUCAGCGGAGGAGGAAUUAAGCCUGAUAUGCUGGUAUCAUUGACUGCACCAAAGCUCUGUGCCAAGAAAUUUACUGGACCCCACCAUUUCCUAGGGGGUAGGUUUGUCCCGCCUCCUAUUUCGAGCAAAUAUGGGCUUGAACUUCCACCAUAUCCUGGAACCUCCAUGUGUGUGAGAAUUGGGAAAGUGCCGUCAGUUGACAUUUCAUCUCUCAGAGAGAAUUAUAUUUCACCGGAACUUCUUGAGAAUCAAGUGAUGCCUAAUCCAUUUGACCAGUUUCGUAGUUGGUUUGAUGAAGCAGUUACCGCUGGCCUGCGCGAACCAAAUGCCAUGGCUUUAACAACUGUCAAUAAAGCGGGAAAGCCUUCUUCAAGAAUGGUUCUUUUAAAAGGUGUUGAUAAGCAGGGAUUCGUUUGGUACACAAAUUACGGUAGCCAAAAAGCACAUGAUUUAUCGGAAAAUUCAAGUGCGGCACUUCUUUUCUACUGGAAUGAGAUGAACCGACAGGUUAGAGUAGAAGGGUCGGUUCAGAAGGUCUCAGAAGAAGAAUCUGAGAAGUAUUUCCACAGUCGCCCACGUGGAAGUCAGCUUGGUGCAAUUGUUAGCAAGCAGAGCACUGUCAUUUCUGGAAGAGAAGUUCUCCAACAAGCGUACAAGGAAUUGGAACAAAAAUAUUCUGAUGGUAGCUUCAUCCCAAAACCUGAUUACUGGGGUGGCUACAGAUUGACACCAAAUCUUUUUGAGUUCUGGCAAGGCCAACAGUCUCGUCUGCAUGACCGGCUACAAUAUUCACAGCGAGAAGUAGGUGGGAGUACAGAAUGGCACAUCCAAAGGUUGUCCCCUUGAUCAGUAACCUCCUUAAAGCUCUUGCCUCUUGGUAAUAAAAGGGGGUGUUGUUUUGGCACCUGCGCACACCUGCUCCUGGUACCUAAUGGACUGCAAUUUCUUGCUUGGAGAUGUGUACUAGAUGUAUUUUCGUGAUGUAUGUGUGAAUGCAGAAAAGCAGGAUACGUGAGGCGUAUAAGCCGAUUUAAUGCGGCGGGCCCUGUCUCGCGAGGCAGGCUGUGAAGAUUGCUGUUAUGUCGCCCGUUUGUUUGUUGGAUGGCGCUACUCCGAACUCACAUUGGUUACUUUGCAUCUGCCAAUAUUUCUUACUGAAAUCCCGUACUUGUUGAUA